Messenger RNA from Durusdinium trenchii, 1260 nucleotides. The record is from the annotation of a GenBank genome assembly. NCBI's taxonomy places the organism in Eukaryota, Dinophyceae, Suessiales, Symbiodiniaceae.
GCACUCUCAGAAGCUCCGCUGGUUUGUGUCUCAAUGGACGAAUCAAGGGCAUGCAGCGUCAUUUUGGAGAUGGAGGACAGCUGGGAGGCGCUGCUCGGAUAUCCCGCGCUCCUCUACUGGGCUGCCUUGCAGACCUUGACCGAGUCUGAGGUGAAUGGCGCCUUCCAGGGAGGUGUCUCACUGGAAGUGCAAGAGCUGGCGCUGCAGCUCUGGGCCCCUCUGCGCGAGACAGAGCUGUCGGAGGGCGUGACGACGGUGCUGAAGUCUUUGUGGCGGGAGCCUGUGAGAGGCUUGGCAUUGAAGGUGGAGCGUUUGCUGAAGAUCUGGGUCUUCAACUCCUUACGUUGCGGAGAGUGGGUGAUUCUUCCGCUGCUGACGGCCAUGUGCUCUCAUGAUUGUUCUCCCAAUGCCUUUUGGAACUUCGACCUGGAACAGAAGAUCAUUGAGCUCCGUGCAGGAGAGCACAUCCAGCAGGGGAUGGAGCUCAAGAUCUCCUAUCUGAGCUCGGGCGUGCUGUGGCUUCCGGUCCUGGAGCGACGGCACCGCUUGGAGAUCACGAAAGAAUUCGUUUGCACUUGCGAACGCUGCAGCAACCAAUGGGAUGAUGCGCGCGUCUUCGUGUGUCCACGCUGUCAAGGAGAUGCCUUUGCCACGCCCAAGGCCACCUGCGUGGGCGCAGAGGGCGUGGAGGGCACGGAGGGCGCGGAGGGCGCGGAGCGUGGCUGGUGGAAGCUGAAGGGAGCAGUGGUGGAGCUGUGCUCGGAGGAGGAGGAGCCGGCGGCCUGUGUGGCUUGCGCCUCGUGUGGGCCGCUGAGUUGCGUCGAGGCGGCCUCGUUCCUGGUCCCCGAGAAGGACUUGGCCGAGCUGCUGCUGAGGACUCCUCAGUUGGCCACGGCCCUGGCGGGGGACAGCAUUCUGGAGGAGGUUUGUCUUAGCCAAGAAGCUCUCCUGUUGCUAUGGCAGGCGGAGAAAUGUGGGCUUGCUUCGCGACAUUGGGUGGUGGAUGCUCUCAGGGCUUUUGCCGCAGAGGAAGAGCCUGCUCAAUGUCUUCUCUUCACCCUGGCGCGCCUGAAAGCGAUCUCACGCGCACCUGGCGCACCUGCCAACUCUGCGGCGCGGCUGAAAGCAGCGCGACUUCAGGUCUUGUUAUGGAAGGCCAGGGAGAAGCAGAAAAGAGCCAGACCCAUUCAGGCGGAAGACGAGGACUUCCCAGCAGAGGCCACUGAGUGGAAGACUUUCCGCUGGGAGGUGGGUGGGUGA